AACAGGGGAAAAAAAAUUGUCGGCAGUCGGUCGGUUUGAAUGCGAGGUGCAGGUGGAAGUCGGUCAUUUACAAAAAGUGUGUUGAAUCUAAAAAAAAAAAUAAUAAUUUACGACUGUUGUGCAUUUCUUUUGAGAAAAUUAAAUGUUUAGAUACUUGUAUAUUUUCAAAUGCGGGCUAAAGGCCUUCUGUGUGAAUGAGACUAGAUUUUACCAGUGACUUGAUUCUCACAUCCUUUCAGCCCUUGAUGAACUGACAGAUAAAGAUUUGUACUCAUCCAUAAUGAUUCAAGGUGUCAUGGGAAUAUUAACCCAGGAUAUUCUUGUAACAUGCAUACUCAUGGGCUUAAUUGGAAUAGUUGGCCUCGUAGGAAAUGCUCUCAUGUUGAGGGCUUUAUUGAAGUACAAGAAUCUAAGAACAGAUUUCUACAUAGUGUUUGGCUGUUUGAGUGUGGUAGAUUCAUGUUUCUUGCUUCUAAGUGUACCAGUACACAUCAUGGACAUGCUGCAAGCCACAGAUAUACUCUCUGAUUUCUGGUGCAAGUCUAGUUUCUACAUCAUGAAUGUAUGCAGCUUCAUUUCUGCCUUUUUAGUUGUGGUGCUGACCAUAUUGCGUAGCAUACUGCUGACCAAUCGAAAUACAAUAGCUCAUCCACCAGCUCGUUACCUGUUCAUUAUUAGUGCAGCUAUAUACAUCAUAGCAUUUAUAGCUUCCAUCCCUUUCAUCUUCAUGUACAGCUAUUUCAAUUAUAAAGAUGAUAGUGGUGCUGAUCACAGCUACUGUAAAAUAAACGAUGAAGACAUUGUCCAGGAGGCGUGGCUUGUCAGUUCCUUCUCUGCCUUUAUCCCCAUCCUCCUUGCCACUGUCAUCUAUUUCAUCACAUACAUUAUAAGCCUAAGGUAUUUUUCAGACAGUUAUUCCAGAAGGGAAAUUGAGAAAUCUCGGCUUGUGAGUUCCAUUUUUGUAGCUUUUCUAAUCUGCCAACUGCCUUAUCGUAUCGCUGUCAUCUAUGACAGUUAUUUGGUGGACUUUGAAGAAACAGCUAGGAUGUAUACCGUCAAGAACUACUUACUGUGUAUUGUGAUGGCUGACAGAGCCAUUAAGCCAGUUCUCUACUCUAAGUUUGCCUCAGACUUGGCAGAUGCCUUUGAUGAAGUGAUUAACUGUACAUACUGCAGCCGCCCCUACAAUGUUGUGCCUAAAAAGCUGGCCAGGCUUGCAAGCUAUUCAGAGCCCCAGCCUUCUGAAAGGACCCAAUCCACCUCUUCAUCCAAUUCAGCUACUUCACAAACUGUGCUGUUAAAUAAACCCAAUGACAAUUUUGAAGUUGACAUUUGUUAAUAGAUGUUUGAAUGCCCUGAAGAGUUUUGUAUUUGGAAAUACAUUACUUUCUUUUCUAAAUGAAUCAAGCAAUAAUCCUUACUGCUUUGCUAAUAAUGUGUGAUACAAUUCCAUAAUAUGGAUAUGAAGACAGACUUUUCCCUAUGUUAAUAUAAUUCAGCAACAUUUCUUUCUGAUGAGUUAAUGAUAUAAUUUCUGUAGUGAUUGAUAACAAUUUUGGUUUGUUUGUGACUACUUUGUAUUAAGAGAAGUCACCAACCAGUACUAACAUUGUAAGCUUCAAUCAGCGAUGUACAUUACUCAUAUGUUCUACAUUCUAAGUCAAAGUUUUAUUCCCUAGCAGUUAGAGGAAUGACUUUAAGAGAGAUCUUAUAUACAUGUGUAACUUCACUUUGAUCACCAAAAGGACUACUAUAAAUGGCCUAUAUAUUUUGAAUCUUUUUUUUUUUUAAUUUUUUUUUUUUUAACAUAAUAAAUUCAGAAAGUAUUCAGAUUCAGAAUUGAAAGUAAAAACAAAUGAUGAAAUGAUGCUAACCUCCAUCAUUAGGCUGUGAAUUGCUUUGAUUCAUCUUUUUUUUUUUUUUAAAGUAAAUCUCUGACAAUGAUACUGAUAAUUUUACUGAUACAGUACUGGAGAUUUUCUUUCCAAUUUGUUGAUACAGUGAUAUUGGUUACAUUUAGGUCAAAAGGUUACAAAAUGCUGAUUACACACAGCUGAAAAAAACAAACAAACCUUAUAGUGUUCAUAAAUUCAGAGCACAAACCAUUUUAAUCACCUCAUUGUUGUUUCUACUCUUUGAUUUGGAUGUUUUUAAACAAAAAUGGCAAAAACUUAAACUGGGCUUUCAUACUGUACAGUGUGUCUAGGCUUGUACUUGAGUUUGAAUCUUUAUAGAUAUAGAUAGAUAUAUCAUUUUAAAGUGGAUGAAAAAAAAAAGACAAAUAAAAAGUUUGAGACUUUCUUUGACAUUAAAAGUUUGGCUGCCAUCUUGAAUGUAUUCAAUUAUACCCAAACAUGUAUUCAUGUAAUUUUCAUUCAUAAAAAGUUCAGGUUCUCAGUAAAAAAAAAAAUACCACACAUGUACUUUUGCUAACCAGCAACAAUAACCACACACCUAUCACUGUCAACAGCUUGAGAUUAUGGUUGCUUUUGACUAUAAAGUAUUGAAUGAAAUUCUUCUCUAAAUGUCAUGUUCUAUUAUCAUUGAUUAGUGUGAUAAUAUUGCUCAAUAUUUUUGAAUAUUUUUAAACAUAAUUCUGAUCAUUGCAACAUAAGUGGUGCAUUUUGUUUUGAAAUUUCAUUUUGGCAGCAAAAGUCUAGACAGGAUGUCUUUUUGUGUCCACACAAUGUACUCUGGGCAUGUGAACUUGUUUGACUUUGUUUCUCUACCAUUGAAUUCAACUCCAGCCACUAUUGAACUUCCAUGGCUACUAAUAACUAAGAUUGUAUUGGUGUGUCAAGUCAGGCUUAAUCCACUCUGUCCCAAGAGUCAACAUUAGUAUGGGACAGUAAAAGCAGUUAAGCUUUUGUUCACUUGGUGACUACUCCAAGACAUUGCCUUUUUAUAUCUUUUAUUGACUACUUUAUAGACUUCAGGAUCUUUUACAGAAAUACUUGCUAUCGACAUUAAUUUUGUGAUAGGGUACUUAAUAUAAUUCAUUGUAUUUGACAAUAUUGUCUGAACAGCUGGUGUUGCUUACAAAUUUUGUUCUAAAAAUAUCUUCAAUGUCCAGGCCAGCUCUGUCUUUUACCACUAAAUACAUUGGUUAUUUUCUUUUACACAUUUAUAGACAUAAUUAGUUCUUCUUCCAUGAGUUCUUUCUUGAUAAGACUGAAAAUGUGAGGCCUUGACAUUGGUAUGUUGUAUAAAGUUUCUUUAUUCUUCUUGCAGCUAUUGGAUAAUGUAUUAAUAAAUCUAGCAGUCACGCUAAAACAUACACAAGAUCUACUUGUAGUUGGCUUUUGAAGAUAUAAGUACAGAUGAAAAUAAAAUGGUGACACAAAUCCAUAUCUCUAUAUAAUGUAUGCAUUUGAUACGUUUAAGUACUUUCACUGAAAACAUCUUCUUAUGACAUGUACCCAUUUAGAAAAGUUACUUGCUGCCCGGUGAUACAAGGUAAAAAAAGGCUAUCGAGCCUUGAAAUCAACAAUCUUUUCUGAAUAGGCCACAUGGUUUUGUGAGGAUGGGCUCUAUGACAAGGAGGCGAGAGAGUGGAAUUAAACUAUUGACUGUUACAUUUUUAACAACUGGCUCAAUUUUUAACCCAUUGGAGCCUGUUAAAUCCUGUGUUUAUGCUACACCAUGGUUCUAAAGUAUUAUUGAAACUGACACUGUUCAUCGUAAUGUAAUACUUAAUAUAUUUGUUGAUUGUUUUGUUUUUUUCACGAUUCGUGCUGCUGGCAAUAAAGAAAGUAUCUCUCC
This is a messenger RNA of Biomphalaria glabrata, 3762 nucleotides long. Its product is annotated as allatostatin-A receptor-like. Bases 281 to 1339 code for a protein of 352 amino acids. Gene Ontology annotation, cellular component: plasma membrane. Lineage: Eukaryota; Metazoa; Mollusca; Gastropoda; Planorbidae. The transcript has 2 exons. Gene Ontology annotation, biological process: G protein-coupled receptor signaling pathway. The record is from RefSeq and is a predicted model, not a curated record. Gene Ontology annotation, molecular function: G protein-coupled receptor activity.